AACACGGCGGGCGAGCGGGCACUGCGGCACCUCAUCAGGAUGCAAGAAACUCCGAGCGCCGCAUCCCUCGUCGCACGCAUCAGCGGGCGGCGGGCACAGCUCGCCGACACCUUGACGCGGCUGCGGGACAUCGCGGGCGCUCCAGUCCGCUACACGGCACCUCCUCCGCCGAAUGAACCGCCAGUCGUGGUUGCUGAGCUGUUGGUGAGCAACCUGAGUGCCAAGAGGAACGUCCAGCCAACAGUGGCACGCCAGCUCACAGAACAUCACUGUGACGAGCGCUACCACGGCUGGGCACGCCUCUACACUGACGGCUCGGUGCGUGACUCCACCGGGACGGCGACAGCAGCGGCGUUCCGCGAGGACACAGGGAGGACCGCUGCGGAGCGCCUGACGUUCCAUGCCUCAUCGACCACGGCAGAACUCGCGGCGCUGCAGCUUGGCCUGCGACUCCUCGACGAGAACGAGCCGGCUCGGGUCGUCGUACUGGCGGACUCGAGGGCGGCGCUGGGCCUCCUCCGCUCCCCGGACCGUUCACCACUGCUGGCCAGGGAGGUGGUGGCGCGCGUGGGCGAGCUUCAGGUCAAGGGCUGGACCAUCGCCUUCCAGUGGCUACCGUCACACUGCGGGACGUCCGGCAACGAGAGGGCGGACCAACUGGCUGCCUGGGCCCACGACGACCCUGGAUGCCCCCUCUCGCCAGUCCCGCCGUUCGCGGACGCACGUCUGCUUGUGCGGCGGCGAGUCGCGCUGAGCCACCCCGAGCUCGAGCGCGGGCCGCUUCCUCCCAGGCUCCCCAGGCGGCUGACGAGGGGCGUGGCGGCCGUCCUGCACCGCCUGCGUACCGGCUCCAGCUUCACACCCGCCGGGCGCGCGAGGUGGAGGACCGACCUCGAUGACAGCUGCGGGCACUGCGGCGCCCACGGAGACGCAGAGCACCUGAUGUGCCAUUGCCCGCGCUUCUCAGACGCGCGGGCGAACUUGGGGCACGCAUACGGUGCCCUCGGCUGCCCCAGCGGCACUCUGGACGAGUUGCUGCGACCCGGGCUGCCCCGGGCAGGGACAGAGCGGGCGUUCCGUGCGCUGGCCACCUACUUGGUCAGCACCGGCCUCACAGACGUUAUGUGAACGCCCAGGGCU
Messenger RNA from Ixodes scapularis (black-legged tick), 1140 nucleotides. RefSeq lists its product as uncharacterized. The record is from RefSeq and is a predicted model, not a curated record. Lineage: Eukaryota; Metazoa; Arthropoda; Arachnida; Ixodida; Ixodidae. The coding region runs from base 40 to 1128 and encodes 362 amino acids. Gene Ontology annotation, molecular function: RNA-DNA hybrid ribonuclease activity; nucleic acid binding. The transcript has a single exon.